UGGAGGAAAGUAGGAAUAAUCUUACUGUGCAAGGGCGGUGUCUCCUCAGUGAAUUGAAUUGAUGUCAAUCCUACGUCCUUCUUCAAUGUUAUAAUACUACAGAAGAAAAACCAUCUUGUUUUGUCCACUACUUACUAUACAUACGUACCUUUUUUCUUUCUGACCACAGUCAAGUGUCAAGUGUUGCCUUAUUUGUGAAUCUGUCCUUCGCCGUAAGCGAUAUGGUGCUGCCACGAUUUUUGAACACAGGAGUCUUGUGCCCUAUGGUAUUAUCAACCUGCUGGGCUGUUCUUCAUAUUAUGCAAUAUGGCUUCGCUAUCACUAGCUUGAAUGGUAUCCAGCAAAGUGUGACCUGCCAAAAGGCAGAAAAUCAUACUGGAAUUCUUCAAAUCCCUAUCGCAACCCCGGUCGAUUGUAUACCUAUGACGACUUCUUCAUUUGGGCUUGUGGUGUCGAUUUUCACCCUUGGCGGUCUUCUGGGAUCCCUUGCUGCUAGCACAACCACUUUGCGCUAUGGUCAAGUAGCGACUUUGCGUCUUUCAGCUGCUAUGGUUCUUGCAGGCUCAACUUGCAUCGGUUUUGCUGGAGGUACAAGUUCCAUGUUAAUAGGGCGCGUCUUUGUUGGCAUCGGUUGCGGCCUGUCGACUGUAACUGUUCCUGUUUUCGUAGCACAAUUAGCGCCUCCAUCAAUGAAAAGAUCUUUGGGCAUUUCGAAUCAAAUAUCAAUUGUUAUCGGCAUGCUGGCAGCACAGUCAUUAUCCUUCCCUUUCGCCCAUCCCGAUCGUUGGCGGUUUGUCUUCAUCGCGCCGGCUAUGCUCGCACUGAUUCAACUCGCGGGAAGUCUAUUGGUGAAUAAUCCUGUAGUGGAAUCACAGGAGGCCCCAGAGAUCGAAGCCCUUCUGGAAACAUCACAGGAGGCGGAGACAUUGACUAUCAAAGAUCUUUUCCUAUCUCGCGAACCCGAUGUUAUUAAAGGAUUCCAUGUCGUUCUUGCAACACAGAUGUCGCAGCAAUUAUGCGGUGUUGCACCAGUGAUGUACUUUUCAACACGGAUUUUAACUCCAGUAUUUCAGGGAGACUCUCGGCUGAUGGCUCUCAUCGUGGUCUUGAUCAAGCUUCCCAUCACUGUACUUCCAAUAUUUUUGCGGCUUGGCAGUAGGCGCCUCCUCGUCUUGCCCACUUCUAUCAUGUCCUUCGCUGCUUUGCUCCUGGCAUUUGGCAUCAAUACCAAUGCUGCAGGUCUUUCAAUUGUUGGUAUCAUCCUCUUCGUGGUGGCCUUUUCAGUUGGACUUGGGCCUGUGACAUGGGUGGUACUGCCGGAAGUUAUGCCCAGCCAUGCCGUUAAUGCUGCAGGAAGCGUCGGUCUUGCUUUAAACUGGGUUUUGAACUUCGCCAUGGGGGCCACUUUCUUACCAAUCCAACAGACGCUCAGUGGAGGAGUAGAAUCUAAAGAGGGAAACGUUUUCUUCAUACUCUCAGUGACUUGCGCCAUUGCGGCCUUUGCUAUCAGACUUACCUUCAAAAGAUAUGACAGAAGAAUAACUCUAGCUUAAUGACCUUGCUCGCACUUGGUUCGAUAGAAUGCAGCAAUGUGACCUGC
Cryptococcus deneoformans JEC21 is the source of this 1600-nucleotide messenger RNA. Its product is annotated as vacuolar membrane protein, putative. The coding region runs from base 222 to 1553 and encodes 443 amino acids. Gene Ontology annotation, cellular component: membrane. Gene Ontology annotation, molecular function: hexose transmembrane transporter activity. Gene Ontology annotation, biological process: monosaccharide transmembrane transport. Lineage: Eukaryota; Fungi; Basidiomycota; Tremellomycetes; Tremellales; Cryptococcaceae. The transcript has 7 exons. The record is from RefSeq and is a predicted model, not a curated record.